AUGACUGGGCACUAUGCAGUGCAUUUCUAUACCCUGUAUUUGAUAACCAGUUAACUGUCCCCACAGUCGUUUUGAACUUGCCUCCACUCUCUUCCUGUUUGACCGACGUUGCUCUCUCUCGCGUUGGAUCCGGACCGUGUGUGGCAACUUUAAUACAGUCGCUUGCCUGAGCCAUUUGCAUUGAUACGGGAAACACAUCUGCAACCUACCGAGUGUGUUGAAAACGCAAGUGGCAACUUAACUUGCGCAGUGUUGUCAGCCAGCUGGAGCGUGGCCGUUUCUCGUUAGGUCUAAUUUAAUCACCGUUGUUUAUACUUGAAUACAUCCACUGAUUGCUUAUUAUCCUUGCAUUGUCCUUGCAUUAUACUGCCCCCAUCCCGCCUGACAAGUUGCCAACCGUUUUAAAGGUGUACCAGCGCGUCAAAACGCCGCCAUGCCGCGACUGUUGCAGCCUGCAGCUGCUGCAGCUAUAUCGUGACUGGCCGCUGUAUCCGGCUUAAAACCGAAUCCUUUGCAACGCGCCGAGCGCGCGCGCUUCAUUCCCCCAUGGAUUUAGAUCCGGAUAUCCCGAAUGCGCCAGCCUAGCAGCCGGAUGACAUGUGAGUUAAUCAACGUUUCCACUGCUGCGCCGUUGUGCCGGCGUUGAAGCGCCGCUGCUGCCGCACAUUCCUCGGUUGUUGUUGUUGUUGGAUGGCCAGCGGUGCCGCGGUCAUGCAUGAGCCACAGUUCGCGGUGCUGUGCCAGUGCAGUCCAGCGGCCUGGAAGCAGAAGUAUCUGCGCCUGCCCAAUCUGCGCACCUGCUGCGGUCUGCUGUUGUUCGGCGGGCUGCUCCUCUUGUCGCCCUUGUUGUUUACGGGCAAGCUGAGCACGGUGCCAAGUUUCCUCCCUGCUCACAUCCGCAUUAGUCCCACUGGACUGAUGGCACCGGUCAAACUUUUACAGCAACUGUCGCAGGGAAAAGUCUAUCCCAUCCAGCCCAACGUCUGCCCGAAAAACGGCAAGCAUCCCUAUCUCGUGAUUUUCGUUCCUUCCCGACCCGGUUAUGCGGAUGAGCGGGCUGCCGUGCGGGAGACCUGGGGUUUACACGGCCGAUUAUGUGAUGUGCGGAUUGUGUUUGGCUUCGGGACGUUCGGCUCGGCGGAGGUGCAGCACGAAGCCCUGAUCGAGAACAGUGUCUACGGUGAUCUGCUGCAGACCGGGAAUGUCGUGGAUGGCUACCAUAAUCAGACUCAGCUGAUAUUAUCCUUCUUCGAAUGGGCGGCUGUCAACUGCCACGGCGCACAAUUCAUUGCCAAAGCUGAUGAGGAUACCUGGAUUAAUGUGCAGGGUGUGUUGCGGUAUUUGCACAUGCCGGAAGCGGCGCAAGCGAUUACUGGUCAUUUUCUGUGGAACGAAGUGGCCAAGCGCUUGCCUGAGCAGAAAUGGUUCGUAACUCUCGACGAGUACCCCAACACCACCUACCCGCCCUUCGCCGUGGGUCAGUUAUACGUCUUUCCCAACCGUUUCCUCCCCGCCAUCCUCGACGUGUCGCAGCGCAUCCGCAUCCACUGGUUGGAUGAUGUGUACAUUGCCGGCCAGAUCCCCGAUGCCCUGCACUUACCGCUGUUGCACGUCAAAGAGCGGGCUCAUCUCUGGGAGAUCGACGGCCUGGACUGUAUCGGGCGGGAUUUUUACAUUAUCCAUGCCACGCCGGCCAACGUUAAGCGGAAGAUCUUCUAUGAUUCCUGUAUGCAGCAGUACCGGCAGUCCAGUUGUCCGUACGCGGAGACGACGACGACGACCACGACGCUGGCGACACUGUCGACAUCACGCCGCACCGUACUAGCUCGCAAUCGGUCGGCGGUGGUGGAGCUGUUCGAUGGGAAACUGCUUCUGCCCGGGAAAACACUUGCCGGGUCGGUGACGGUCUAGUGGGAGAGCAGGACAAGUGGGUACUUGUCGGUUGUGUGUGGGAGACAGUGAAAACGAGACUAGUGUAUUUUUAAGUGCCUUGUUGUGCUCGCCAAAGAGCGUUUGUAUAGUUUUAAUUUAUACGUUGCAUUGGGCUGGUUUUUAUUGGUUCUCAACUGUUUCAUUGGUUUGUCAGUCGUUUCUUUUGGUUCCUGUUGUUAGCCGGGUUGGCUACUUCAAAAGAGUAUUUUAAAUGGAAAAAAUGGACUGAAGGGUACACAAGAUCA
This is a messenger RNA of Paramacrobiotus metropolitanus, 2177 nucleotides long. RefSeq names its product N-acetyllactosaminide beta-1,3-N-acetylglucosaminyltransferase 4-like. Gene Ontology annotation, cellular component: membrane. Gene Ontology annotation, molecular function: hexosyltransferase activity. The transcript is spliced from 3 exons. Bases 691 to 1911 code for a protein of 406 amino acids. The record is from RefSeq and is a predicted model, not a curated record. NCBI's taxonomy places the organism in Eukaryota, Metazoa, Tardigrada, Eutardigrada, Parachela, Macrobiotidae.